AUGAAGAAAAGUGAACCAGCUCACUCACUUCAAUUGAUCAUCAUUACUGAGAAUAAGGUGUCGGGAAAAUGUUCCUGUGUGGCUAGUGCUGGUGGCUUUUGUCAUCAUUUUAUUGGUUUGUUGUUCUACCUGGCACACCGGAAGCAACUAGGUUUUAAAAGCGUUCCCAAUGACCUAACAUGCACUAUGGUUGCUCAGAGAUGGAGUGUACCAAGGGCGGGACAGAUUGAACCCCAGUGUGUCGACAGUGUAUUGGGUAAAAAGCCGCAAGGGGGAGCAAACUACAACAAAUUUCUAAAAAGUACCCUAUACUCUCCAGCAAGGCAGUAUCCUUUGCUUGGCCCUGAAGAGAAAAAUAAGCCCAAAAGUCUCAAUCCUGAGCCUUUGCUAGUAGGUUUGUUAUCAGAAAAUCCUCUGAGCCUGGGAAGUAUACAGGCCCACUUUGGAAACUUACCAAAAGGUUCUGCAUUGUCCUACCAGCAAAGGCUCACAGAACAAUACAUUAUCAAUGACUACGGUCUGACAAAUUUCCUAGACCUACCACUGUCUGGCGCCAGAGAUUGCUUUGUAAACAGCUUGUCCAUCUGUAUAGAAAGGACCAAACUUGCAAAGUUACAAACAGUUACGGUCACAUUAGACAUGGCCCGCGACUUGGAACAUAAAAUACGAAAACAAAGCGAGAGUGGACUCUAACACUCAUUACGACAGAAGAGAAUAACUGCAAGUAAAUUCGGCAUCGUCGCAAAAAGAGUAUCAAAUUUUGAAACCCUUGUACAACAGCUUCAGCCUUCCAGGUACGUACAAUCAGCUGCCAUGAAACGUGGUAUCGAAAUGGAAGGAAGGGCAGCAUUUAUCUACGCCAGUAAAAAGAAAAAGGGCAUGGCCAAUGUAUACCCUUGUGGUCUUGUAAUAAACCCGAAAUGUCCUUGGCUGGGUAGUUCUCCUGAUAGAACAGUUUAUGAUAUAGAGGCUGCUCAAAAUGGUUCAUCAGACCCUUCUGGUUUGUUUGAAAGCAAAGUUGUUCAGGAGGGGGUGUUGAGUUUUGAUGCUGUU
Porites lobata is the source of this 1053-nucleotide messenger RNA. Lineage: Eukaryota; Metazoa; Cnidaria; Anthozoa; Scleractinia; Poritidae. The record is from the annotation of a GenBank genome assembly.